GUGCAAUGUUUCUGCUUUAUUGGUAGUUCAAUACUUUGUGUCUCUCCCAUAUCCAGAGUGCACGUGAACGCAGCAGCAGCAGCUCAUCUGUUGGACAGGGAAACUAAUCAGGAGCAAAGUAAAGACUUUUCAACACUGCGAGCUAAUAGGCUAGCGCGGCUCCUGAGUCAGCCGUCACUACGAAAACAUAGCAGAGACUUUGUUUCUGACAGACAACCUCUCCUCCAGACUGGAAACAACUUUCGAGCCAUGUUAUAGAGGGAAACAACAGUCGCUUCGUUGCGCGUAAAGUAUAAAAGCGACCUGCCUCCGGACAGUCGCGAGCGGCGGGUGGCUAGCUCCAUAACGUUAGCCGGAGAAGAAGUAACGGCUUAAAAAAACAUGGAGCUGGACGACGUAGUCCUCUACCAGGACGACACCGGGGACUCGGACGUCAUGUCCGAACGGGUCGCCGGUUUGGCCAGCUCCAUUUACCGAGAGUUUGAGCGGCUCAUCGAGAGGUACGACGAGGACGUGGUGAAGGAUCUGAUGCCGCUGGUGGUCGGGCUGCUGGAGAACCUGGACUCGGUGUUCGCCGCAAACAAGGAGCACGUCGUGGAGCUGGAGCUGCUGAAGGAGGACAACGAGCAACUGGUCACUCAGUAUGAACGAGAGAAAGCGCUGAGAAAACACUCUGAGGAGAAAUACAUUGCCUUAGAAGACUCUCAAGAUGGGGAGAAAAAAGAUCUCCAGUGUCGACUGAUCACUUCUGAGUCCCACGCACGACAACUAGAGCUAAAAGCAAAGAACUAUGCAGAUCAGAUAAGCAGAUUUGAGGAGAGAGAAGCAGAGCUCAAGAGGGAAUACAAUGCUCUUCAUCAAAGACACACGGAGAUGAUCCACAGCUACAUGGAGCACCUGGAGCGAGCUAAACACCAGCAUGCAACAACACCAUCAGAGCCGUCAGAUUCAGGAACAUCAACUAAACGACGGAAAGAGCGCCCCAUCUCCAUGGUGUUCCAACUUCCUGGGAGCGAUGGCCUGUCCUCUGAAUACCAGAGAGACGCUGCUGAUACCCCGUCUGAACCAUGGAGAUUCAACAACCUCAGCCAUCCACAGUCCAACACCAGCCUUAAGCUUGAAGAUAAUUUUUCUCAAAUCAGAGCUGAUGAUGGAAGAAUAACACAAGGACAUUUUCUCUGCCAGGUACAGAGGAUUUGCUAUGGAGAGGAGAAUUUGGAGAAGUCUGAGCUUCAGGCCAUCAUAGAUUCGACUCCUGAGCUGGAUAUGGACUUUGAUGGCGGCAGAGGAACAAGCACACCAACUAUAGGCGGCAUAGAGAAUCCAGCCUUCGGCCGAAACAACGAUUCUUUGUUUGACGAGCUGGCCUCUGCAGGGAACGACACGAUAGGCGACGUGGACGAAGGAGCCGACCUACUUGGUAUGGGUCGGGAGGUUGAACAUCUCAUCCAUGAGAACACCCAGCUGCUGGAGACCAAGUUAGUAAUAACCACACUUUACUUUGUGAUCUCUCACAAGAGGAAAAACAAAGACCUAGAAGAGGAGCUGAAGAAAGUUAAAGCCCAGCUAGAGGAGGCCAAACAGAAGAUUAAACCUGAAAACGAGGACGAUAGCGAUGUGCCCACAGCCCAGAGGAAACGCUUCACCAGAGUGGAGAUGGCCAGAGUCCUGAUGGAGAGGAACCAGUACAAGGAGAGGCUGAUGGAGCUGCAGGAAGCUGUGAGAUGGACCGAGAUGAUCCGUGCUUCUAAGGAGAACCCCGCUCUUCCAGAGAAGAAGAAAUCCAGCCUCUGGCAGUUUUUCAGCCGUUUGUUUAGCUCGUCGGGCGGAGCGGGAAAGAAGCCGGCGGGGGACGCCCCGGUGAACGUCAAGUACAACGCGCCCACCUCGCAGAUUCAGCCAUCCGUCAAGAAGAAGAGCAGUGCCUUGCAGCAGCUUCCGGGUGACAAGAGCAAAGCCUUUGAUUUCCUCAAUGAGGAACCGCCGCCUGAGAGUUCGGUGUCAAGGCGAGAACAGAAGAGGGCUCAGUACAAACAGGUCAAAGCUCACGUCCAGAAGGAGGACGGCAGAGUGCAGGCGUACGGCUGGAGCCUCCCCAAGAAAUACAAAGCUAAUGGAGGUCAGGCAGAUGGCAAGAUGAAGAAUCUACCUGUUCCAGUCUUCCUCAGGCCGCUGGAUGAGAAAGAUCCGACUAUGAAGCUGUGGUGUGCUGCAGGUGUGAAUCUGUCUGGUGGAAAAACCAGGGAUGGAGGUUCCAUAGUGGGGGCCAGUGUGUUUUACAGCGACACAUCAGGUGCAGCGAGCCCCAAAAAAGAGAAGGGCUCUCAGAGUAGCCUGGAUCAGCUGGAUCGGGAGCUUAAGGAGCAGCAGAAAGAGUUGCGUCAUCAGGACGAGUUUUCCUCUCUGGUGUGGAUCUCCACCAGCACCCAGUCCAACUCCAACGUGGUCGUCAUCGAUGCCAACCAGCCCGGAAACAUCCUGGAGAGCUUCUUUGUUUGUAAUUCGCACGUUUUCUGCAUCGCCAGUGUACCCGGUGCGAGAGAAACAGACUAUCCUGCCGGGGAGGAAGUAUCCUCAAACACCGAGCCAGGACCAGUGGGAGAUGGCGGACCAUCAGCAGCCAAUAGGAGCUCAGAGGGCGGCGAUAGCAUUCUUGGAGGCAUCACGGUGGUGGGCUGUGAAGCUGACGGAGCAGUAGCUGUUCCUCAGACUGCUGAUGGUUCAGAUUCCAGACCAGCAGAAGAAGCCAUGGAGGCGAUGGAGACCAACGCAGGAGGCUUUGACCACAGCGAGAGCCUGAGAGGGAUCUACACAGAACACGUCUUCACAGAUCCGCUAGGAGCCCAGCAGACCAGAGAGACCCCAGCUAACUACUCCCAGAGAGAGAGCGAUCUGCUUAAAGAUGGAGUGAGUUCGAACCCCAGCGCAGAGGAGCAGGACCUGAUGAUCGAAGAGGCUCAGAAAAUGAGCAGCGUCCUGCCCACCAUGUGGCUGGGGGCCCAGAAUGGAUGUGUGUACGUCCACUCGUCUGUGGCUCACUGGAAGAAGUGUCUCCAUUCUGUAAAGCUGAAGAAGCCCGUGCUCGGCAUAGUACAUGUGAAAGGUCGGGUUCUGGUCAGCCUCUCUGAUAGCACCGUGGCCAUUUUCCACAGAGGAACAGAUGGGCAGUGGGACCUGACCAACUACCAUCUGCUGGACCUGGGGAAACAGCACCACUCCAUCCGCUGCAUGACCGUGGUGCAUGACAGGGUGUGGUGUGGUUACAGGAACAAGAUCCAUGUGGUGCAUCCCAGAGCCAUGAAGAUAGAGAAAUCCUUCGACGCCCACCCCCGUAAAGACAGCCAGGUCCGUCAGCUGGCCUGGCACGGCGACGGGAUCUGGGUCUCCAUCAAGCUGGACUCCACUCUCAGGCUGUUCCACGCACACACACACCAGCACCUCCAGGACAUCGACAUCGAGCCCUACGUCAGCAAGAUGCUCGGUACGGGCAAGCUGGGCUUCUCCUUCGUAAGGAUCUCGGCUCUCAUGGUGUCAUGUAACCGUUUGUGGAUCGGGACCGGUAACGGAGUCAUCAUCUCUAUUCCUCUAACAGAAUCAGCCAGCAAGGUAACCAAGGCAUCAGGAAACAAUCCGGGAGGUGUUGUCCGCAUCUAUGGAGACGACAGCGGCGACAAGGUGACGGCAGGGACAGUGGUUCCUUACUGCUCCAUGGCUCACGCUCAGCUCAGCUUCCACGGUCACAGGAAUGCGGUCCAGUUCUUCACGGCGGUUCCAGGUCAUGCAGAUCCGUCAGCAUCCAGCGCAUCAGACACAUCAGGAGACAAAUCCACUGAUGGUUCAGCUCAGGAAGGAAGCAGAUCCAUGUUGGUGAUGAGCGGAGGAGAGGGUUACAUUGACUUCAGAAUGGGGGACGAGGACGGAGAAGCAGACGAGGCAGAGGACCCCACCAUGAAGCUACAGCCCUUCCUCACCAAAGGAGAGCGAAGCCACCUCAUCGUCUGGCAGGUCAUGGUUAGCGAGGACUGAAAACAAGCCGGCUAGCCUCUGCAGACAUGAUUUGCCUUUUUUUUUUCCUAAACCACAGAAACCCAGGAGUCGUCGAAGGCACCAGAUUAAUCAGCACUUAUUUUUUGCUUCCUCAGUCUUUGGAACGAUGGAAGCAAAACUAGCAAAAACUGCUCUGCGAGCAUUUUUCUCUCUUAACCUUGAACGCAUGGAGUUUCUUUGUCCUUUUAUUUUUUUAUGCUUCAGAUUCGAAACAUUUAUUUUUGCCUAAUGUGUUUCAAUUUUACUGGAGGUAAGGUUGAUGUUUCUGCUCAGAUUACAACCUGAGCUCACUCCAGACACGGCUAAAGCUGCAUCUGCUGUUCAGGGGUAGGAAAACUGUCGCCUUCAUAAGCUUUCCUCUAAGAAUGUUAGACGGGGGAGUUAAUCAUGUGGGAUUCUCUAUCAAAUGUUUUAAAAGAACAUCUUCUAUGUUUAAGAAGAACAUCUUUUAAAGCUCAACAGUGGAAUCAUCUUUCACUUGUGUGAAGCUGAUGCUAUAUUCAAUAUUUUCAUCAUUAUUUGCUAAAUAUUAAUAAGAAUUUAAUUAAUUCAAGUUUCAAACAGCCCAGUUUGUGCCUCAGAUAUCAGCACAGAUUCUUAUCCAUUUAGCCCUGGAAAAAAACAACAGCCAUCAGUAUUUCUAAAACUUAGUUAUAAUUUAAUAAAAUUCCAUGACUUUUUUGUCAUGUUUACAUUGUUAUGAUUAUGCAGCUUCUAAACGAAAGCCUCUUCUGGAAGGUGUUUUUGAAAGGCAACAAAAACUUUAUCCCAGGACCCUUAAUAAUCUGCUCUGAGACCCAUUAACUGGAUUAGAAAGUUCACCAUAGGGUUCUGGUCGUGUUUGAUGAAACACGGAUCGGUUUUUCAUUAUCAGACACAAACGACUACUGUCUUUAAUCACUUGGAACGCUCCUGAGCGAGAAAUAUAAAAUUAUUUGGACUAGCGUUGUUAAGGAUGUGAGCUUUUAAUGUGUUUCCAAGCUGUUGUGUUGAACCAGGUGGAAAUAAAUUCUUAUGAAAAGGGUUUUGUCAUGAAAUUGAACGGUUAGCGUUUCACUGAGAGGUGCCGUAGCCAUUACAGUCUCCGUUCCCCUGUUAUCGUCGUGAAAAGAUGUUGGAUUUUUGAAACGAGAAAAUAACCUUUGUAGCCAAUAAUGUAGAUUUGGAUGCUGCAGACGCAAAGAUAAUGAAGCACGAGGCAAACGGGGUUCUGUGAGCUGCUGGCCACUU
This is a messenger RNA of Cyprinodon variegatus (sheepshead minnow), 5277 nucleotides long. It is a transcript of the gene spag9b, whose product is annotated as C-Jun-amino-terminal kinase-interacting protein 4-like. NCBI's taxonomy places the organism in Eukaryota, Metazoa, Chordata, Actinopteri, Cyprinodontiformes, Cyprinodontidae. Gene Ontology annotation, cellular component: cytoplasm. Gene Ontology annotation, biological process: vesicle-mediated transport. Gene Ontology annotation, molecular function: JUN kinase binding; kinesin binding; MAP kinase scaffold activity. The record is from RefSeq and is a predicted model, not a curated record. Bases 382 to 4026 code for a protein of 1214 amino acids. The transcript has 29 exons.